Eimeria mitis is the source of this 4503-nucleotide messenger RNA. RefSeq lists its product as uncharacterized. Lineage: Eukaryota; Apicomplexa; Conoidasida; Eucoccidiorida; Eimeriidae. The record is from RefSeq and is a predicted model, not a curated record. The coding region runs from base 1 to 4503 and encodes 1500 amino acids. The transcript has a single exon. Gene Ontology annotation, biological process: regulation of transcription by RNA polymerase II. Gene Ontology annotation, molecular function: transcription cis-regulatory region binding. Gene Ontology annotation, cellular component: nucleus.
AUGGACCCCCAGGGCGGGCCCCCGGGCUGCUGCUCGUUAGCAGCAGCAUCUGACGCAGCAGCAGCAGCAGCAGCAACAGCAGCAGCAGCAGCAGGCGGUGAGACACAGGACCCAGAGCAGCUCGUGCUGCUGCUGCAGCAGCAGCUGGAGUGUCUGUACACCGACCCCGACCCGCAGAAGAAAGCAGCAGCAAACACCUGGCUGCUGCACUUCCAACGUUCUGCUGCUGCAUGGGCUGCGUCUCUGCUGCUGCUGCAGCAGCAGCAGCAGCAGCUGCAGCUUGUAGGUGCACAGACCCUCGCCUGGAAGAUAGAGAAUGAGGGCUGGUCGCUGCCGCAGCAGCACAAGGAUGAGCUUGCUGCUGCUCUGUUUGACGCAAUCAUACGCAUGCAGCAGCAGCAGCAGCAGCAGCAGCAGCAGCAGCAGCAGCAGCAGCAGCUGAACUAUGCUGUCGGGGGCAGACUGGGGCACUGUCUUGCUGCUCUUGCUUUCCAGAGAACAGCAGAGCUGCAGCAGCGUCAUCAGCACGACGAUGAAGAGCAGCAGCAGCAGGAAGAAGAGCAGCAGCAGCAGCAGCAGCAGCAGCAGGAGCAGCAGCAAGAGCUGUAUGCCCCUUUAGCUGAGAUAAUAUAUUUUGGGAGUCGCAGCCGUUCGUUGUGUGUCGACGCGCAGCAGCAGCAGCAGCAACCCAGCAGCAGCAGCAGCAGCAGCAGCAGCAGCAGCAAUAUAACAUUAGAUUGGUGUUUAUGGGUUUGUCUAGCAGCAGUUGCUGCUUUUCCUGCUGCAGCUCGUGCUGCUGACAUUCCUUCUCGUGGGGGCCGCCGCUACCUGGAUGGUUUCUAUGGGCGUGCUGUUGCUGCUGCUCGUGCUGCAGUGCUGCAGUUCGGCAGCCACGUGCUUGCUGCUGCUGCAGCAGCCUGCAGCAACAGCAACAGCAGCAGCAGCAGCAGCAGCAGCAGCAGCAGCAGCAGCAGCAGCAGCGGUAUAGCUGCUAGGUGCGGAGAGGGGGCGCUGCAGCUGCUGACGGUCUGGCUGGAAGCAGCAGAGACACACGAAGUUUGUGUGGAUGAGUUGUGUGCUGCUCUUGCUGCUGCUCUGUCUCCUUUUGCUGCUGAUGCUGCUCUCGCUGAUUGUUUAGUUGCUGCUAUCCCUCGGCUGCCUGCGUUUACAGGGCUGUGGGGUGUACAGACAGCAGCAGGUGCAGGUGCAGCAGCAGCAGCAGCAGCAGCAGGAGGAGGGGGAGCAGCAGCAGGUGGUGGGGGUGGAGGAGGGGAAGAGAACAACAGCAGCAAGUGUGCACUUGCUGCAGCAGGAGCAGCAGAGUUGCUGCUGCUGCAGCAGCUGCUGCUUACAUUUGACUUACUAUCACAGGAUAUAGAAGCAAACCUAGAAGAGCUGCAGCAGCAGCCACGCAGCAGCAAGACGGCUCUGUUGGUGCGGUGGGGUGGUGUGCUGCUGACGUUGAUAGAGGGUCACCCGCAGCUGCUGCUGCAGCCAGCAGCAGCAGCAGCAACACGGCUGCUGCUGCUGCUCUGGCGAGCUAACCCCCUCACAUGGAUCCGAAUGUCUGGGCUUUGGUACCAGGUGAAGGAGCAGCGGCGGGACGGUGUGCUGCAGCAGGAGCUGCUGCAGCAGCUGACAGCAACGAUAGCUCCCUGCUGCGUCUCUAGCAUGCUGCAGCACGCCCGAACCAGCAGCAGCAGCAGCAGCAGCAGCAGCAGCAGCAGCAGUUUGUGGGUGCAAGAUGAUGGGGGGGGGGAGUGGGGAGCAUUCAUGGAAGCAGCAGGAGACGUGCUGGGGGAUCUGCUGCUGCUGUAUGAGGUAUGCGGGCAGCAGCAAGCGCAGCAGUUUUUGUGUGUUCUUGCUGCGCUGCUGCUGCAGUCGUUUCAUACAAAAGACAGCAGCAGCGUGCGCUGUCUGCUGCUGCUGCUGAACCCAGUUAUAGAGACGCUCAAUGGAAUACCCAAGCCCUUUGCUGCUGUGCUGCUGUCGCUUGAUCUGCUGCCAGCUGAGCCUGCUGUUGCUGCUGCUGCUGCGCUGCUGCUCAGCAGAGUGGCUAUACACUUCACCGAGCUGCUGACGUGUGAGGGGUUGAAAUCUGCCUUGUCUUCUGCUGCUGUUUGCUGCUGCUCCCCGCUGCUGUCUGCGCUCUGGGUUGCUGCUGUUCGUUCCCUUACGAACUUGCUGCUGCUGCAGCCGCAGCUGCUAGCUGACGCGCUGCUGCAGCUAGCUACCUGGGGGGGGCAUCACCUGGGCUUCCCGCUGCUGCAGGGUAUUCAUACGCAGCAGCAGCAGCUGCUGCAGCAGCACCUGCAGCAGCAGCAGCAGCAGCAACAGCAGCAACAGCAGCAUAUGCAGCAGCAGCAUCACUUGUCGCUCCAGGACCAGUGGUCUGAUCCCGCGUUAAAGGCGGCAGCAGCAGCAGUUGCUGCUGCUGCUGAUGCUGCAGCAGCAGCAGCAGCAGCUGCAGCAGCAGAGACAGACCCAGCUCUCUUGGCGAGUCGGAGGCUGGAGCAGCUGCAGCAGUUCUAUCAGUUUGUUGCUGCUGCUGCACCGCAGCAGCAACCGCAGGUAGACGGGACCCUCCAUGCUGCUGUCGUUAAGCUGCUGCAGCACUUCCCCCCCAUCGAUAUGAUGUCUCUCUUUUGUCAGCUGCUGCAGCAGACAGCCCAGGGCAUCCGCAGCAGCCGCAGCAGCAGCAGCAGCAGCAGCAGCAGCAGCAGCAGCAGCAACAGCGGCGUCAGCAGGCAGCAGCAAGCUGCCAGGCUGCUCGCUAGGCUAGACUGCUGCGCUGCUGCUCUUUACUCGGGGAAGGUAGAGGUAUCAAGGGGCCCAGCAGCAGCAGCAGCAGCAGCAGCUUCUGCUGCUGCUGCUGGCAGCAGCGAAACCAACUCUGCUAGUGACUGUCUCGUGCUGCUGCUGCUGCGGUCUCCGAAGGAGCAGCAGGCAUUCCUGGAGGAGCAUGGGGCGGGCUGCUCUCUGCAGCAGCAGCAGCAGCAGCAGCAGCAGCAGCAGCAGCAGGAGAUGGGAGAGGAGAACACUCCGUUGUGGGUGUAUCUGCUGCAGCUAAUCCUAGAUGUGCUGCUGCAUGCAGCAGCAGCAGCACCCCGUGCAUUCGUUGGUGGUGAGCGUCUGUCUUUCUCUUUGCUGCUGGAGUUGAAGCCGCGUCAGCAGCCGCAGCAGAAGCCUGAGCUGUACUACUACAACCACUACGAGCAGCAGCAGCAGCAACAGCAGCAGCAGCAGCAGCUGCAGCAGCAGCAGCAGCAGGAGACAGAGACAGGGGGCGCGCUCUUCGUUCGUGCUCUCCGCUGUCUGCGGCUGCUGCUGGCUGUCUUGGGUUGCCGAGAGGAAGCCCAGGAUAUGUGGGGUGCUGUGAUAGCGAUGGUGGAGUCUUGUCUUGCUGCUGCUGCUGCUGCGCUGCAGCAGCUGCAGCAGCAGCAGCAACAGCAGCAGCAGCAGCAGCAGCAGAUACAGCAGAAACACCAGCAGCGGCAGCAUGAGAGUGCUGUUGCAGCAUCUGUCGCGCUGCAGGGCUGCUGCGUCGUGCUGCUGUCUGAUCUGCUGCGGAUAGCAGCAGCAAACGCCCCGCUGCAGCAGCUAGUGCGGCGACGGGUUGCUACGGAUGCUGCUGCUGCUGUUGAGGUGUACAUACACCUCAGCAGGCAUCUACCACCAGACAGCACAGACGCAUACAUCCCCCUUCUUGAGUUUCUCUCUGCCCUGGCCUCUGCCUCCGGCCAGCAGCAGCAGCAACAGCAGCAGCAGCAGCAGCAGCAGCAGCAGCAGCAGCAGCAGCAGCAGGAGGAAGUGAGUUUUUUCGGUAGCCAGACGUAUGAGGAUUCGUUGCUGCUGUGUGCACACAUACUGCGUGGCGACGACGCAGAGGUGGCAAAGAAGUGUUUAAGUUAUUUACACAUUUGCUGCUGCUGCUGCCCGAAGCAGCAGCAGCAGCAGCAGCAGAUGGAGAGACAGCUGCAGCACCUGCUGCCAGCUCUCCUCAGCUCCCUGGGGGUCUGGGGUGUCGAGACACUGGGCGUGCUGUGGAAGCUUUUUGCUCGGUGGGGGGAUCUCUAUAACAACACUUUGCUGCUGUGUGUUUCCUCCUGGCUGCGCAGCAGCAGCAGCAGCAGCAGCAGCAGCAGCGGGAGCGGGGGCGGGAGCGGGGGCGGGAGCGGCAGCAGCAGCAAGCGGUCACCGCUGCAGCAGCUAGAACCCAUGCAGCAGCAGCUGCUGCUGCACUGCCUGCAGGCAUUCAGGGGGCCCCGUAUACGACAGCUGCUGCAGGAUAUGUGUCUUCUUGCUGCUGGUGCUGCUGCUCCUGCUGAUGCUCUCGUUGCCUAUGAGUUUAUUCUUCACGAAGCAAACAGCAGCAGCAGCAGCAGCAGCAGCAGCAAACAAACAACGGAUGCAGCAGCUGCUGCUGCUGCCACUGCAGCUCCUGCUGCUGUGACCUCAGCACACACAACAGAAGGCACUGCAGCAAAGCCUAUCAUCCUCUAG